AUGAAGUUGAAAAAGAGAGUAAAAGGUGGAAGUUAUUAAAAGGGAAGAAUAAAAAAUAAGAAAAUAAAGAAAGUAGAAUAAAAUGAGAAAGUAAAGAAUAUAGAUUUGGGUAAACCUCCAAAUUUAUAAAAUAUUACUAUAAAAUAAACCUAAUAUUUGGGCAGCUAAAGAGGAAGACAUAUACUACUCCAUCUUGCAGGAGCAAAGAAAUCAAUAAGUAAUGAAGACAAUAGAAGAGAAAUAAAGGAAAAACAAGAAUUAUUACACUUUAUUAACAAAAUGAAACCAUUUUAUGAUUUAUUAGAAUCUAUAUAUCAAAAUUAUCUUGAAUUUCCAAUUAAAUAGAAAAAGAAAGAAAGAUUAAUAGUAUUUUUUUUUAGAAAUAAUUCUGAUGUUGAUCCUAAUUAUGAUAAAUUAAAUCCUUUAGAAAAUUCAAAAUUUUAACAGAAUUUAGAUGAAAUUAAAUUGUAACUUGAUAAAGUCUUUUAUAGAGACCUUUAUAAUAUAUUAAAAUAACUCGAAGGAAAUGAACAUAAUAUAUAAGAUCAAAUUAAUUUAAUCACUUAAGAUAUAAUUGAAUAGACCAAUUAAUUAAAUGAACUAUCUUAAGCUAAUACUAUAGUGAAGAAUUUAUUUAUUUAGUUAUUAAUAGAAUAAGGAAAUCAUAAAUUCUCAUAAUUAGAAACAUUAAUUGAAAAAUAGAAUAAAAACUAAUUAAUUUUAAUGUUUAAACAGCUUAUUACUUAGAAUUCAAUUCGAAUUACAAAGUUUAUAACAGAUAUAGUAUAAUUAUUUCAAGGAGAUGAUUUAAACAAUUCAAUUUAAUGUACUUUUCAACAGACAAAUUAUGACGAAAACUAUCAUAUACAACAAAAAUGGCAAUCUUAAGAAAAUGAAAACUCAGUUUAUUUAAGUGAUUGA
Molecule: messenger RNA, 921 nt
Organism: Paramecium tetraurelia
Lineage: Eukaryota; Ciliophora; Oligohymenophorea; Peniculida; Parameciidae
Exons: 2
Source: RefSeq, a predicted model, not a curated record